Salvia miltiorrhiza (redroot sage) is the source of this 1463-nucleotide messenger RNA. Its product is annotated as 24-methylenesterol C-methyltransferase 2-like. NCBI's taxonomy places the organism in Eukaryota, Viridiplantae, Streptophyta, Magnoliopsida, Lamiales, Lamiaceae. The transcript is spliced from 2 exons. The record is from RefSeq and is a predicted model, not a curated record. Bases 208 to 1290 code for a protein of 360 amino acids. Gene Ontology annotation, biological process: steroid biosynthetic process. Gene Ontology annotation, molecular function: S-adenosylmethionine-dependent methyltransferase activity.
UUAAUUAAACCCUAAUUAGGAGCUCGAAUAAAAAUCCGUUGUAAGUUCCCCAAUCUAGUACGGAAGCGACGUGUCAGAACGCGAUUGAGCGGCCCACCAACACAUGCCCACACCAAAUCGAAAUCCCACCACCCAUCUCCACACAAUAAAUCCCAUCUACACCAACACCGCACCACCCGCACUCUCUCACUCCUCUCUCUCUCUACAAUGGAUUCCCUCACUCUUUUCUCCACCGCCGCCAUCGUCCUCGCCGGCGGCCUCUACUGGUUCGUCUGCGUCCUCGGCUCCGCCGAGCAGAAGGGGAAGCGCGCCGUCCACCUCUCCGGCGGCUCAAUCGCGGCGGAGAAAGUCCAGGACACGUACAAGCAGUACUGGUCCUUCUUCCGCCGCCCCAAGGAGAUCGAGACGGCGGAAAAGGUCCCCGCCUUCGUCGACACCUUCUACAACCUCGUCACCGACAUCUACGAGUGGGGCUGGGGCCAGUCAUUCCACUUCUCCCCCGCCGUGCCUGGGAAAUCCCACCGUGAUGCCACACGCCUCCACGAGGAGAUGGCGGUGGAUCUCCUCAACGUCGGCCCGGGAAAACGUAUCCUCGACGCCGGCUGCGGAGUCGGCGGCCCGAUGCGCGCCAUCGCAGCCCAUUCCGGCGCCAACGUCGUCGGCAUCACCAUCAAUGAGUACCAGGUGAAGCGCGCCCGCGCACACAACAAGAAAGCCGGACUGGACAGCCUCUGCGAGGUCGUGUGCGGCAACUUCCUCGAGAUGCCGUUCGAGGACUCGAGCUUCGACGGCGCGUACUCGAUCGAGGCGACCUGCCACGCGCCGAAGCUCGAAGAAGUCUACGCCGAGAUCUACCGCGUUUUGAAGCCCGGGGCGCUCUACGUUUCGUACGAGUGGGUGACGACGGAGCUCUUCCGUGGCGACGACGCGGAGCACCGCGAGGUGAUCCAGGGGAUCGAGCGGGGCGACGCGCUCCCGGGAUUGAGGCACUACAGCGACAUCGCCGCCGCCGCGAGCAAGGUAGGGUUUGAGGUCCUUCAGGAGAAGGAUCUAGCGAAGCCGCCGUCGCAGCCGUGGUGGACGCGGCUGAAGAUGGGGAGGAUCGCCUACUGGAGGAACCACAUCCUCGUCACGAUCCUCGCGUUCAUCGGAAUCGCGCCCAAAGGCGUCGUCGACGUGCACGAGAUGCUCUUCGUGACGGCGGAUUAUCUCACCAGAGGCGGCGAGAGCGGGAUCUUCACGCCGAUGCACAUGAUUCUCUGCAGAAAGCCUGAGAGUAAGUCUGAUUAGGGUUCAUGUUUGUACUGUAAUUUUCGCGGGGAUUUCUUCUCUUCUGCGCUCUUGCUGUUUUUUUUUGGGGGUCGUUUUUUUUUGUUAUCUACUUAAUUAUGGGUUUAAUUUAUCAUUUUGUUUUGCUUAUUGAAUUUAAUUUGAAUGAAUAGCGUUAUAAUUUCUUAGAGUUA